This is a messenger RNA of Spirodela intermedia, 5405 nucleotides long. The record is from the annotation of a GenBank genome assembly. Lineage: Eukaryota; Viridiplantae; Streptophyta; Magnoliopsida; Alismatales; Araceae.
AUGGCGUGGUUUCGCGGGCGGAAGCUGGGGAGUCCAAGGAUCGCUUCUCCGGAUGGUCUGGGGAGGAUUCUGAUGGAGGCACUCCGCGGAAGGGGAAAUUCGAAGGUAGGUGGGGUGUCCUUUUUCGCGCUUCAGCUUAAAUGUUUGGUAGUUUCUCGUCUCAGGUACUCAGGAUUUGUUAAUUUUUGUGUGUUUGUUCAUCUGAGCCGCACUUGCCAUACAUUUGGGGGAGAACGUAGCACGACUGUCAAGGAAAGCCCGUGAUUUGAGUUAGAUCGUUCGCCGUGUUCUUGUCUCCUAAGCUUACAGAUUUAAUUAAUCAUUAAAUUAUUUUCUUAGUAUUCGCAUUUCUUUCACAUUUGCCUCAUAGUAAUACAUGGACUCAGGAGACUUGUGGACUGAAAUCCGGAUGCACGCAAUACGAAUAGUUUGGGAUAUGGCAGAUUCAAAAGAAACCAUUUUGAUUUGCAUUACAUGAGACUCCAAUUGCAGAAUUGUUGCUCACAUAAUUCUAUUGUGAAGCUAACUUCACCUAAGCAUUUCUCCAUUUUUUCGUGGAAUUCCACAGAUUACUUGUUUUCUUUGGAGAUCUAAUGACUGUUCCAUCAUAGUUCACUUUCAGGAUUUGUGGGAGUCGGUCUGGCUGGAAUUUUGUUCACCGCUGGAAUCGCAUUUGCAGCGCUGUCCUAUGGACGUAAAAAUGUUGGUACGUGCCACUCUUGCUGCAUAAUGAAAACCAAUUUUUUUUCUGAUGAUUAAAUAACUUGAAUAAUCUUCCCACACAUAAAUCUCUUUCGAAAGUGAACUUUAUCUACUGUUUUCUUCUUUUCAGUAUUUAUUAAUCUUAAGAUCUUACGGAGCUGUGCAUGAUCCUUAAUUUUCACUGUUUCAAUACGAUAUAUGUUUUCCUUGAAUGAUAUUUUUCCGAAUGCUUCGGUGUUUGCAGGAAGGCCAAGAGAGAUGGAGCCUCUGACUGUGGAGCAGGAAGUAUUAUUGGAGUCUGAUGAGCAGAAUGAGAGUACGGAUUCCAUUGAAAUCGAGAGUAACUCAACUGUGCCCGAGGAAAGCUCCACUUUCGCUCGUGAUUCUGAGACAGGUACUAGCAAAGAAAACAUCUCGCCUUUAGACACAAUUGAUUUCGAUGCAGACAGUAGGGCGGUGUCAUCUCCUUCAGAAGACGAUCAGUCUGCUGCCAUCGAUGCUAAGGACAUUAAAAAAGGCUCCACUCGGGAAGAUCAUAAUAGAACUACCAAUCUCGAUGACCCUUUAGGCCUCACCGUCUCUGAUCUCAAUUCAAUUACGAAGCCUGCACACACAGAUCAGCCAUCUGCUGAUGAUUUUAGUAUUAAAGAUCAGAACAGCAGCUUGGCUUCUGGUUUGUCAGGCUCUUCUGUCAGACUGACUGACAGAAUGGAGGCCAGCACCCUCGCUGGCAUAUCGUCUGCUACUGAUUCAGAAAAAAAUGAUGGUGAUCGUCAGGAAGGAGGUAUCUUUUCAGACGAAUUGGAAAAUUCGAAGGAUCUGCUGUAUUCUGGUGCUUCUAGAGGUGGAACUUUGGGUGAUACUUCAAGUUUGGAGAACUCUGUCGAGAUUAGUGCAAAUAUUGAUCCCCAAUUCGCAUCAGAUGGCGUAGUGAAAGUGGUAGGCCGUGAGUCAGAGGAACAAGAGUCUCAGCCACUUCCUAAUGAGGGUAGCGCCAGGCUUUCACUGGAUCAUAGCACAAAUGUAAAUGGUUCAUCUGUGACAAACUCUCAAUCAGAUCUCAGCCCAUAUGAGACACUUCAGGUCCCGUACAACAGUGCCUCUUCCCCGCUAGAGGAACAUAAAUUAGAUACUGAUGAACGUUUUGAAGCACUGGCACCCACACCAGUCGCUCCUCUAGAUAGUCAAUCCAAACCUAGCGAUCACUUUGAAACCCGUAAAGUUAGACCAGCGUACGAGUCAACUCUGCCUCAGAAGUCCUUUUCUUCAGCUGGUAUACCUGCUCCAUCUCUAGUUUCUGCAGCUUCACAGGUUCCUCCUGGAAAAGUUCUCGUGCCAGCAACAGUUGACCAGGUUCAGGGACAAGCAUUAGCGGCACUACAAGUUUUAAAGGUAUUGCUUUGUAAUUGACUUGCCCUGUAGAGCUUUAUUUCCAUAUUUCAUACUCUCUUGUACAGCCUGUUCACUAGGAUCUGAAGUGCGAAGUGUCUUUCAGAGAUACUAAAAAAAAUUAAAAUUAAAGACACUGGGGCUGGUGCCUAAUUGAAAAUUUAUUAUUAUUUUCUAGACAUUGAUUGACUUAUCAGCGUCUCAAACAGUCGUAUUAUUAUGGUACCGUUUUUUGUCCUCUUGCACAAAUCUGACUGAUAUAUUAUUAUGUGAAAAAAUUUAAUGGUGCAGCUGAGAUUCUGUCUAUACGUGAUUAACAUUUUUGACUGAAGAUUACCCACAUUAACGUGCGAAUGGACUAGACAAAAUAGAACAAGAGAAGAAUUAGAGGGUUGGGGGGGGGGGUUGUUUCAAGGGUAUCAGAUCAGUUGACUAUAAUACCCACUUCCGGCCAAAGUUUUAAAUUUUUUUUGGAUCAUUGCCUCCAUAUGGGGCCCUGAUCUUUUCAACUCGUUGCUUGAUCAUAAUCAUAUGGAAUAUUGUAAAAAAAUUGAAUUAUAAUCUCAAAUUACUUUUGUAAACAUUGAAAAGCCUGGAUUUCAAUAGUUUAUGUAUGAUGCCACAAAUGCCCACCAAUAGUGUUUAGCAGUUUUUUUCAAUGGGGCUUGCUUUGUCUUUAGCUCUCUAGACCAGGAGAAUUGGGAGGGAACUUUGUGCAUCUCUUCUCUGUUAUGCACAUCUUAUCUCCUAGAGACGGAGCAUGCAUUUUUCUUGCCAAUUUUGUGGGAUUCCCUAGUGAAGUCUUGGCAUUGGAAUAGGCUCUGGAGUUGUCAACUGGCUUCGUGGAUGCCUAGUUAUGUUAUUUAUUUGACUGUGAAUUAGAGAAAAAUUAAAAAGAAUAAAACCCUACUCUAAUCAGUUUGGUCUAGUUUCCUUGUCAUUUAACCAUUGUUCAAUUAUUUAUAAUACAUUUUUUUCAUGUUUUAUUUCAAAGCUUUUAAGCGUUCUAUUCUCUCUCUCUCUCUCUCUCUCUCUCUUUCACACAGACACUAGAAUUCCCGCUUAUAAUCAUGAUUUUAGCUCUAUAAUUGGCCUAUUGGGUUUGGUUCUUUGCUGUUUCUUUUUUCUUGGAUUUUUUUGUUUGGGAAAGUAAUCUAUUUGUAAUUACUAGAUUAUUCAGCUUACUAAUUAACUUUCAUUUUUAAGGUUAUUGAAGCUGAUAUAGAACCGGGUGCUAUAUGCAGCCGCCGUGAGUACGCUCGAUGGUUGGUCUCUGCGAGUAGCAUUCUCUCAAGGUAGGGAUAUAUUUUUAUUUUCUCUUUAUUCCCUGAUUUUAAUUUCUGCGGGAAUAAUGGUCUUCAAAUGAUAUCCCUCUCUGGUGAUCCUCAAUCUCUUGGUUUUCUCACCAGGAACACUGCUUCAAAGGUGUACCCUGCCAUGUACAUAGAGAACGUCACUGAGCUCGCGUUCGACGACGUAACUCCCCAAGACCCUGAUUUUCCGUUCAUACAAGGUGAGAUAUAUUCAUCCGAAUUCCUUGACUCCGACAUAGCUUAAUCUUUUGUGGCCCCCUAACACCUGUAAUAAUUGCAGGUUUGGCUGAGGCUGGGCUGAUCUCAAGCAAGCUCUCAAGAUCUGAUCUUGAUCUCCCUGCGAGUGGAGACCAAGAUUCUUCCCUGUUCUCCCCCGAGAGGUGAUCGGCUUCUGGAGUUUCUAUAGGUCUAUGUGAUUGAUUUCCCUGAGAGCGUUUCUCAAUCUUCUCCCCUGCUUCUGCAGCCCUGUAUCUCGCCAGGAUCUUGUGAGUUGGAAGAUGGCUUUGGAGAGGAGGCAGCUCCCAGACGUUGACAGAAAGGUGGCGCAGAAAUCAUAGAUUAUCGUAUGAAUACCAAGGUUUAUGAUUGAUUGAUUCAUUCAUUCACGAACUGAAAGUGUUUUUUGAUCAGAUUCUGCAUCAGUGCUCGGGAUAUAUAGAUAUCGACAGAAUCAAUCCAGAUGCCUGGCCUGCGAUUGUGGCCGAUCUGUCCAGUAGAGAGCACGGCAUCAUCCCGCUUGCGUUUGGUACUACUCUUCAUGGGCUCAUCUUCCUUCUCGAUCUAGGGUUAUUUUUUGUUUCUUCCGUGUUCGUUGUUUUGUGAUCUGGGUUCCGUUCGUCUUCCUCAGGUUACACGAGACUAUUCCAGCCUGAUAAACCAGUUACGAAAGCUCAGGCCGCCAUUGCUCUGACGACCGGUGAAGCCUCCGAGAUGGUCGCUGAAGAGCUCACCCGUAUCGAGGCAGAGUCGAUGGCCGACGCUGCGGUGGCGGCUCACACGGCCCUCGUGGCCCAGGUGGAGCAGGAUCUGAAUGCGAGCUUUGAGAAGGAGCUCGCAGUGGAGAAGCAGAAGGUGGACGCGGUGGAGAAAUUGGCUCAGGAGGCUAAACUGGAGCUCGAGAAACUGAGGCGGGAGAGAGAGGAAGAAAACGGUACCCUUAUCAGGGGCCGCUCGGCCGUCGAGUCGGAAAUGGAGGUCCUCUCGAAGCUGAGGAACGAGGUAGAGGAGCAGUUGCAGAGUCUCAUGGGCAACAAGAUGGAGAUGGCUUUCGAGAGGGAGAAGAUUCUGAAGCUCCGCAAGGAGGCGGAAAAGGAGAACGACGCCAUCGUCCAGUUGCAGUAUGAGCUGGAGGUCGAAAGAAAAGCCCUCUCCAUGGCCAGGUGCUUACCCAGAUCUUUGUCCUAAUCUGGGUUGGCAAUUAGGCUAAUUCUAAGCCUUCCUGAAAUCUGAAUGAUGAUCCCCAGGGCGUGGGCUGAAGAGGAGGCCAAGAGGGCGAUCGAGCAAGCCAAAGCCUUGGAAGAAGCUCGGGAACGGUGGGAGCGCCAUGGUCUCAAGGUCGUCGUAGAAGGUAGCCUCCGCGACGACGAGCUCGCCGGAACCACCUGGCUCAACGCCGGCAACCAGUCUCCGCUGCAGGAAACCAUCAACAGGGGCGAGGGCGUACUGGAGAAGCUCAGGGCAAUGGCCGUCGGCAUCAGUGGCAACUCGGCGGUGGCGAUGGAGAGGAUGAUUCAGAUCAUAUCCUCUGCGGUCUCAGCUCUGAAGCAGUUCCUCUCCAAACUCCCUGGGGCCGUCGCCGCCACAGCGUGCAAGUCCGUGGAGGACCUCCGGGGAGCCGCUUCGGAGCUCAGCUCCGUCGCCGCUGAGAGAUCCAGCCGGUCCAUCCAAGAGCUCCGAGAGAGCGCCUCUGGGUUCUACUCCGGCGUGAGAGACGGCGCGAAGAGGGCCGUCGAGGACUGCCGGGAAGGCGUGGAGAAGAUCACCCAGAAGUUCAAGACGUGA